Molecule: messenger RNA, 1323 nt
Organism: Colletotrichum fioriniae
Lineage: Eukaryota; Fungi; Ascomycota; Sordariomycetes; Glomerellales; Glomerellaceae
Source: RefSeq, a predicted model, not a curated record
AUGGGGCCACCGAUCGACGACAGCGUCUUGAGUCGAUUUGUGCAACUAGCAGAUUUCUGGGGCGAUAUCACCAAGUACAGUUUCGCGGGCGGCCGCCAUACGGAAUCCCUUCCGCCGUGGGACCAAGAGUCGACUUUCUAUCAACUAAACAAAAAGGUUGAUGCCUUUUACGCUCACCUUCCGGAAGAAUUUACCUGGUCCAGCUCGAACUUUUGGAAACACGACAACAGUAUGUACGUAUCACUUCACAUGCUGGGCGCCCUUUGCAAAAUCAUGCUACAUCGCGAAUACAUCCCGUUCAUCGCCAUCAAAUGCUCCGAGCCGGUUGGUCCUCUGGAUGAGCCCGUAUUUGAUCCCGAAACUGUUCCCGACCACUUUUGGGAGCGCAGCGCAGAGCAGGUUUUUAAGGCUGGAAGGGAAAUCAUCGACCUCAUCUCAACAUGCCGAGACAAACUUCCUCAUUCGUCACUGGUCAUAUUCGCGAUUUGGCAAGCAGCGUUUGUUGGAAUAUACGCACGGCACUAUCCUCACAUGGAUACUCAAAAUCACAUGGUCAGCAAACAGGAGAUCGAAGAACGGAACUCGGGAGCCAUCUCUGAGAACACGCAGACGGGGAAUACCAGUAUCGCUUUCCAAGCAUUGACCAAAGUUGCACCUUACUUCAGCAUGGCCUCCAAUUACGUCACGUAUUUCAAGGACAUUGAUCAGUAUCUCACCAAGGUCUUCUCCGACUACACGAGUCGAGGUUCGAGGAAGAGCGGGGAUGGUUCUCUGACCAUUCGACUGGGCGGAGGUGGCGGCGGACUGGAAGAGUGGAGGGUAAAGGCCGAUAAGAUUACGAGCAACGGCAUCAUUUUGGACGACGACCGGCCAACAGCCUACGAUGGCUCCGACGGAUCGCGGGCUAGCACGUUAGAAAGGAGCUCUUCCUUGGGCCCUGAGUAUUCCCAUCUCAGCGGCAGUGGUUCGGAUAGCCGAAGGGAUUCUCGCCAGGCGUCGUCAUUUACCGCCAUCAACGCCGCCGCAUUCCACCAGCAGUCCGGCCACGAAGGCUAUGCCGGAGGCUUUCCACAUCACUCACCAACCCAGGGCUUCCCGCCAACUCCCGGCUCCCUGCCAAACGAGGCUGCGAUGGCUGGCCUCAAUGCCGAGACAAACCAGGGUCAGCGAUUCGGCACCAUGCUUGAGGACAUUCAAGAAUUCACGACGGGCGGGAUGGUCUGCGCGCCCAACAUUGGUGACUGGGACAUGCUCAAGCCCCCCUUCUACACGCAGAUGGCCGGGGGCAACCCGUUGACCCAGUUCAGCGGGAGUUAUUCUUGA